Molecule: messenger RNA, 456 nt
Organism: Phytophthora nicotianae INRA-310
Lineage: Eukaryota; Oomycota; Peronosporomycetes; Peronosporales; Peronosporaceae
Exons: 1
Coding region: 1-456 (151 amino acids)
Source: RefSeq, a predicted model, not a curated record
AUGCGCGUGUGCAUCACCCUCGUAGUGGCACUUGUUUCCCUUCUUGUGGUCAAUAGCGCUGUGCUGGCAGCGAAAGCUUCGACGCUAACCGAUUUGGUGCAGUUUGGGCCCAGAUUUGUCGAGAAUCGUCAGCGUGACAGUUUCCGCUUUCUGAGAACGCGCCAAGAUGACGGUUUGGACAAUGAAGAACGAGGCGUCAAAGAAAUGGGGAACUAUGUUGUGAAGAUAUUCAGCAAGGAGAAGCGCCUCCUCGACUUGUUCACGAAAGCCAGGAAUGAGAAUAAUUUCCCGAAGAUGUCGAAAAAAGGCGGUCCCGACUUACUGAAAGACGCUCUGAAAUACUUACGCAAAAAAGGUGUUGCUGACUCUAAGCUUAUAGGGCUUGAUGACAUUGCGGAGAGGUUUUCGACGGAGUGGUAUCGCGUUCACGGCAACCUCUAUGGUAACAGAGGUUGA